GGAGAACGUGACUUGGACAAAUACGCACUCUCUUCUCGUUUCUCCUUUUUCUCGUUUCCUGUUUUCAAAUAAAAAAGGUUCUUUAUGCUGCGAUCGCGCGCAUCUUUCGUCGUCCACGUUCAGCGCCCGUUGUUUGCUUCUGUAAAACGUUUUUUGUUGUCUCUUCUGCAGCUGCUCGACUUCACGUUGCUUGCCCAUUUAUCGAAGAAGCUGCUUUCAUUUUCGCUAGUGCCGUUUCUGUGUGUGUACUUGGCGCAUGUUUUACAAUGGACCGCCGCCCACUGCUGUCCAGCAAUCGAGAGUCGGCACGGCAACCACCACCGCCCCAGCCGCUCCUCCCGCCCUCGCAGGUCGACAACUCCCUCGUAGUCUUCGAGGAUGAUGUAGGCGACGCGGGCAACGGCGCCGGCGCCAGCAGCGAAGCACGUACGUCCAUUUUUGACAGUCUAUCUUUUGCCGCGUGGAGCGACAGCACGGUGCCGGCGACACGCGGAGGUAGCUCCACUUCCCACCUCGUGGCCGCGAUCCUGCGACCCUUCCAGCGACUACACUUUUGGUGCUGCAGAGGCGGGCGCUGUUGCUGCAACUGUCUUCGUCGCUCCGACUCCCUUUCUGCGUCGGAGUUUUAUGAAAACGGCAACGAUGUAUUCACUGGCGGCGCCAACGAUCUCGUGGCGGCAGACGCACUGCGGGGGUCGGGGGUGUCGCAGGGGUCCCACCGCAGCAAAGGAGGAACACCGACGACGAUGCCACACCGAGGUGGCGGCGACGACGACGGGAGGAGUGCCAGUGGGAGUCGCCAACACCGGCAAUACGCACCGCCCCGUUCCCGUUCGUACGAGGCCGCGCUCGGGUCGGCUGCAGCGCCGGCAUCCACGUCACCUCCGGAGCAGACCAAUCUGGCGCAGGAUGCUGCGGACGCACAAAUCGCGGACUCCAUCACGGAGAGCUCCCUUGCCGGCUCCAGCACACCACCGUCGUCGGUUGCGUUUGGCCGUGUGGCGACCACACCGGGGGAGCAGCUCGUGAUGCAGCGAGGCGUACUGAUGCGCAUGACACAAGAUGGCACGUGCAUCCGUGUGGAGGACCCGGCUGGUUUCUACGGAAGUCAGCAGGGCGGCCGUGCCCAGCGGCACUCCCCGCGAACGUUGAAUCCAGAGGGGGAACGGGCGGGUUUGCCAACGACACCUGCUGUGGCAGGGCAGACGUUGCGACUAGAGCAGUCCGGUGUGUCGGCCGUUGACAACAGGCACGAUCCAGAAAGCAGCAAUGCCGUAGAAGGCGCUCUCAGCGCGUACGCCGUAGCUAUGGCCAUGGACGCACUGGAAACUUCACGCCAGCCUCUCCGUACGCUGGAACAACUCUCGUCGAUGUUAAGCGGCCUCGCGCCGUACCUCCCGCUUCGCGUGGAAACGGAGUUAGACCUUAACAGUUCUUCAGCGCUCCCUGCGGAAAGAGCUUCAUCGUCGUUGGGUACUGGCUCUCCGACCACAUCAGCAGCCCCUGUUGUGCCUCUAUGUGUGCACGUACUCGGCCCCGUGCAGUCGUGUCCCACCGCCGCCGCCCUGCGUAUUCUGGAAGAUGUCCUGCUGGAGGAUUGCGACCACAACAAGAUGUGCAUCACUGCGCUGCACUGCGCCGAUCUGGACAUGCGCGGCAUCACCCUCGGCAUGGAGGAAAGGCCCAACCUGGCUGGACGGCAAGAUAACAUCGUGGAGGCGGAGGAGGGCCGGCUGCGAGUUCAGAGCAACGCCUUUUUGGACUUGCUCGUGUCGCCGACAGCAGCAGACACGCGGACGUUCACACAGCGGACCAUGCUCGGCGAUCACGCGAACAAUUCUGCCGUCACCGAUCUCACUGCGGCAGUGGCAUCCACGCACAUCCUCACCUUUCUCAAGAACUUUGUCACGGGACGUGGAUCGCCGCUGGCGACGUUUCAUUUCACACGCUGUUUUGUGGUUCCGCAUGACAUGGGCAGAUUCGUCCCCCUUCCCCUCCGCGCCGUCCGCCGUCUACGCUACGAGCAAUGCUCCCUGACGCCGGCGCACAUCGAUGCAUUGCUGACGCUCGCCCGCCACCAGGAUGGUGAGAAACACGACGGCGCACGCGGAUCAGCGAGGCGAAGUGUUGCCUUUGGCGUGCUGGAGGAGUUGCAGCUGAGCGGGCCUCUCACCUCCGAGUGUAUUUCCGAAUUGCUGGACUACAUCGAAGAGCAGCAACUCUCCGUCACGGAAGGCAGUAGCACUCCGGUAGCCCUGCAUCAACUUAUUUUGCCGAACGCGCUGGUGCGGGCGGCGAAGGAGCACCCAUUUGUUCAGGCGAACUACCAGCGCAUCAGUGUGGUGAGCGCGUACUAG
Molecule: messenger RNA, 2357 nt
Organism: Leptomonas pyrrhocoris
Lineage: Eukaryota; Euglenozoa; Kinetoplastea; Trypanosomatida; Trypanosomatidae
Exons: 1
Coding region: 267-2357 (696 amino acids)
Source: RefSeq, a predicted model, not a curated record